Morus notabilis is the source of this 1087-nucleotide messenger RNA. Its product is annotated as cytochrome c1. Bases 121 to 687 code for a protein of 188 amino acids. The transcript has 2 exons. The record is from RefSeq and is a predicted model, not a curated record. Lineage: Eukaryota; Viridiplantae; Streptophyta; Magnoliopsida; Rosales; Moraceae.
CUCAUCGAUUCCUUUCUUUGCUUAAUUAGUUUUCUUCUCUUAGAACUCUUGUUUUAGCUUUGCUUUCGUCUGUCUAUUCUCUUUUUUAAUUGUAUUUUUAAUCUCAUCGAGAUUUUUACCAUGGCCACUGCUGAGGUUGUAUCGGUGCAAACAGCCCUCCAAGAGGAAAAACCACAGGAAUCAGUUGAGGAUAAGGAGAUCACUAGUACUGCUGCCACCACAGAAGUAGAGGCCACAGUGCCGACCGAAGAAGCGCCUCCCGCAGCCCCCGAGGAGCCGAAGGCCACCGAAACUGCUACACCGGCAGCAGAGGAGACCACAGUGGCCUCCGAUGAGCCUGCCGCGGAGGCUCCCGAGGCUGAAGCCCCAGCCGAGGAGGCCAAGGUGGUGACUGAUGAGGAGGCAACAGUUGAGGAGAAGAAAACACCUAGUGAGGAGGAGAAAAUAACCACUAGUGCUGAAGAGAAAACGACACAAGUGGAGGAGACUACUCCCAAGGAGAGUUCUAUUGAACCGGUCGAGGCUCCGGCGGCGGAGACGGCGGAAUCGGAGGUAGUGGAAGCUGAAGCUCCAAAGGAUGAUCAGGAGGCUACAGCUACUACUGUUAAGGAAGAGGAGAAAAGCACAGUUGAGGCUGAGGAGGAGAAAGUUGUCACCGAGGCCCCAGUUGAGAAAUCUGAUGAGUGAUUGAUUAGUAAGAGAUCAUGGGAAUGGUCAAUGGUGAUCUGAAUGAUCGGUUUGGAUGUUUGUGUCAAGUAGGUCUUAUUUUCCGUUGUGGAUUUCAUCUUCAUCAAGUACUUCUUCACUUAAGUCAUGUUAAUUUAGUUGGUCUAAGUAAUAAUAAUAAGAGAUAAAUAGGUAAAAUAAUGGGGUAAUAUUGUGGGACCAGGAUAGAGGGGAAGCUAAAAUCAUCAAUCACGGGGUACAACCAAUGCCUGCUUGCCACGUGGUGGACGUGCAUUGGUUUUAUUGUUAUUACAGAGAUGCCCUUGUGCUGUAAAAAUGUGGGUUUUCUUCGUCUGCUUCCUGGAAGAUGCAUGUGUGUGUUUCAGCUUUUGAUCGAAAUUAUGUUCUGUUUAUUCUAAUA